AUGAAAAAGCUGCUCAGGGAAUAUCGUGACUUUGGGCUGGAGUUUUACGUGUAUUUAGAAGAGACAAGACGCAGCUCCCUCAGAGACAGACCAACACUCAACGACAUUUACAGGAACGAGUUCAGACAAAACAGCCGGUCUGGAUUUCCAUUUAGCGCAAUCCUCUACGGUCUGUCUCGGUUUGGGCAAGUGAGAGUGAAACAUGGGAGCACAGUUAUAUUUUUGAAAAAGAUAUGCAAGUUGAACUGGAGUCAGCCCACAAGGGUUGACAUUGCUGAUAAAAAUGGGAUUGAGAUUUUCUCCCCUGACCAUCGGUUCAAGGACGGAAAGAUUUCAUUCAGAGCCGACCGCAACACUGAGCACACUGUGCAGUUAUACAUUGAGAACACUGGCUUAGAAACAGCGUGGCUCAUGGAUCACUCUCUUCUCUGUGGGGUUGCACACUUUUCACUGGGGAAUCAGCAUCAUUCUCUGGAUAUUGCGCCAAAGUCACAUAUUAACAUUGUGGUUAAAUACAUCCCUUCUAAAAGAGGGGUCGAGACAGCAAUGCUCGCUCUUGAGUUCAAACUCAGGAACUCUUUCCCUUCGUUUUACAUUGUGCGAUUUAUUGAGGCUGAGUGUCUGACUACAACCGGAGCUGAGGACACCCCCAAUCUGCUCCGCUCUCAUCCCUCUUGGACCCCCCCAAUUAAGUUCACCAUUUUUGAUGGCCAGCUUCCGGAAGAGUUUUUGAAGGAGAAGAAGCAAACAAAGAAAGUGCAAUUGCUCAAUUAUGAAGUAGAGGAUAAUAUUAACAAUCUCAUCUUGGCCCUGAAAAACUCAGCCAUAUAUGACCAAAGACAAACUACGUUACAAUCCCCUCUGAGCAUCAGCAACUACACAGAGAAGUUACGUCUGUUGUUGCAUUUGGAAGAGCAUCAGGUUGAGAGGGACGUGAGGAAAUUCAACAUUCCCAAUGAUGACCAGCAGGAGGCGACAAUGGAGAGAGACCAAGUUAGCGAGCUCCUUGUUCUGAAGUUUACCAGUGGAAACUUCCCCGUGCUGGAGAGAGGAGAUCAGCUGCUAGUCAGUCCUGUCGGAGAGAGAAAAAAUAAAUACCGUGGUUAUGUCCAUACUGUGCAACACGAAUCUGUCACACUGGGCUUUGGCAAAGAGCUGCUGGAUAUCUUUGUGAACAGCAUGAAGUUUCACAUUGAGUUUAUGGUAAAUCGCCUGAAUUUUAGAACCAUGCACCGGGCAAUAGAGUUGGCAAUGAAAAGCGGACUGGGGCCAGUGCUGUUUCCAGAGGCACCUCCUUCAUCUGCUCCACUGACUCUACCUGAUCUCAAGCUUUUUGACAAGAAGCUGGAAAAAAACCCAGAGCAGUAUCGAGCUGUGCAGCACAUUGUGGCAGGAUCAUCUAAACCCGCCCCUUACGUUGUGUUCGGCCCUCCUGGAACAGGAAAAACUGUGACUCUGGUGGAGGCCAUCAAACAGAUAAUACAUUGCCAGCCCCACAGUUGCAUCCUGGUGUGUGCCCACACUAACAAAGCUGUUGAUACUUUGUGUGAGAGUCUCCUGCAGGAUGUGGGCCCUCAGCUGCUCAGGAUAUAUGCAAAGAGCCACAGCCCUCAGGACGUCCCAAACAAUCUCAAGAACUGUUCUAACCUGGUUGGGAAUUAUUUUGAGUUUCCUGAAGACAUUCAAGAUUUGAAGUCUGUCAACGCUACGACACUCUUAACAUCAUCAAGAUUCGUGACCCAGGGCUUUCCCACAGGUCACUUCACUCAUGUGUUUGUAGAUGAAGCGGGAUAUGCUAGCGAGGCUACAUGCAUCCUUCCAUUAGCAGGGCUCCUCCAUUCACAUACUGGGCAGGUUGUUUUGGCAGGGGACCACAAACAACUCGAACCCAUCGUCCGAUCCCCUUGGGCUCGGAAAUUUGGCAUGGGGCUGUCUUUGUUGGAGCGUUUGAUGACUCUUUAUCAGAAGACAAAUGUCAUCUUUGACAACAACUUUGUCAUUAAACUUCUGCGUAACUUCAGGUCUCAUCCGGCCAUUUUAGAAAUUCCGAAUAAGCUCUUCUAUAACAAUGAACUGCUGGCCCGCGCUGAUGAAUAUGAACGCAACUCCUGCUGCUUCUUUGAGUUCCUCCCACAAAAGAAUUUCCCAGUAAUCUUCCAUGAAGUGGUCAACAAGUCCAGCGGUCUGUCAUGCUUCAACACAGCAGAGGUGGAUGAGCUCAUGGGAUACGUGAGGAAACUGAUAAAUGGAAAGAGCAACGUAUCUCCUGAAGACAUAGGCAUCAUCGCCCCCUACUGGAAACAGGUGAAAAACAUCUCUAUGGCUCUAAAAAAGUACCCCAAUACUGGGGGCCUAAAGGUUGGCACUGUGGAGCAGUUUCAAGGUCAAGAGAGGAGUGAUCCUGGUGUCCACAGUCAGCAGCCGUAUGCAGAACCAGAAGUGGUUCAAUACUGCUGUAAACAGAGCCAAAGCCCUGCUGAUCAUUGUUGGAAACCAGACUUCCGAACAACCGUGGGCACGGUUCAUUGA
This is a messenger RNA of Knipowitschia caucasica, 2529 nucleotides long. The record is from the annotation of a GenBank genome assembly. Lineage: Eukaryota; Metazoa; Chordata; Actinopteri; Gobiiformes; Gobiidae.